Molecule: messenger RNA, 2649 nt
Organism: Manihot esculenta (cassava)
Lineage: Eukaryota; Viridiplantae; Streptophyta; Magnoliopsida; Malpighiales; Euphorbiaceae
Product: inorganic pyrophosphatase TTM2
Exons: 12
Coding region: 469-2448 (659 amino acids)
Cellular component (GO): cytoplasm
Molecular function (GO): kinase activity; ATP binding
Source: RefSeq, a predicted model, not a curated record
UCGCACAGGCUAAGCUGACCUCUGCGGCUGAAACAAGCGCGAAGUCUCAUGGGGCUGUGGUGCGAGUGGAGAGUCCUACUUCGACACUGACUGCUGAUUACGGUGGAAACACGAAAAUCUAUGAUUACAAUUUUAAAUUGAAAUUAAAUUAAAGAGCCCUAUAUAAAGCACCUCCUCUCUUUCAGCCUUGAGUCACUCUCCUUUGGACUCUCGGCCUUUAUUGAGCUCUAUUGCAGAUUCUCUGAAAAAAAAAAAAAUUCUCUUGAAAAGAAAAGAGAAACCUGGAAAAAUCAGAUACUUCUUUUAUUCUACGAUAAGAAAUAUCUUCGUUGGACCGAGAAACCGACUUUUAUACGAGUAGCCGCAUAGGUCCUUCUUGUUCAUUGGUAUUUUGCCAGAACUUCCUGUCACUCAUUGCAUUAAAAUAAACUGAACUCACUCUGAUUCGGGAGUUGGCAUAUUCUUACUAUGGACCGAGAUAAUUCUAGUGCUGAACUACACCAGAAAAGGCAUGGGCUCUUGAAAGACCAAGUCAGAUUGGUUAAGAGAAAGGAUUGUGAUCGCUACGAGAUUGUUCCAAUUCAACAGACUUAUACAUUUGAGAAAGGAUUUUUUCUAUUUAUCCGUGCAUGCCAGUUGUUGGCCCAAAACAAUGAUGGAAUAAUACUGAUAGGUUUAGCAGGUCCUUCAGGGGCUGGGAAGACUGUUUUCACAGAGAAGGUACUCAACUUCAUGCCCAGUGUUGCUGUCAUUUCAAUGGACAACUACAAUGAUUCUAGCCGAAUUGUUGACGGCAAUUUUGAUGAUCCACGCUUGACAGAUUAUGACACAUUGCUCAAGAAUGUCCAUGAUUUGAAGGCAGGAAAAUCAGCGGAGGUUCCAAUAUAUGAUUUCAAGUCUAGCUCCCGCAUUGGAUACAGGACGGUUGAGGUCCCAACUUCUCGUAUAGUGAUUAUCGAGGGGAUAUAUGCCUUGAGUGAAAAGCUGCGACCUCUGCUAGACCUUCGAGUAUCAGUGACUGGGGGAGUUCAUUUUGACCUUGUGAAACGGGUCCUAAGGGACAUCCAUCGUGCUGGCCAAGCACCAGAGGAAAUUAUCCAGCAGAUAUCUGAAACGGUAUAUCCAAUGUACAAAGCUUUUAUUGAGCCAGAUCUUCAAACAGCACACAUAAAAAUCAUAAACAAAUUCAAUCCUUUCUCUGGAUUCCAGAGUCCUACUUACAUAUUGAAGUCAGCAAAAAAGGUGAAGGUGGAUCAAAUCAAGGCUGCUCUCUCUGAAGACCAUACGGAGACAACAGAGGAGACUUAUGAUAUAUAUCUUCUACCACCUGGUGAAGAUCCUGAAUCUUGCCAGUCCUAUCUGCGAAUGAGGAACAAAGAUGGAAAAUACAAUCUUAUGUUCGAGGAAUGGGUAACAGAUGCUCCUUUUGUUAUCUCGCCGAGGAUCACUUUUGAAGUCAGUGUGCGGCUUCUUGGUGGUCUAAUGGCUUUGGGAUACACAAUAGCAACCAUCCUUAAAAGAAGCAGCCAUGUAUUCAUCAACGAUAGAGUGUGUGUGAAAAUUGAUUGGCUGGAACAAUUAAAUCGUCAGUAUGUUCAGGUGCAAGGAAGAGAUCGCUUGGUUGUGAGAUGUGUUGCAGAGCAGCUAGGUCUGGAAGGCUCAUAUGUUCCGCGGACCUAUAUAGAACAGAUUCAGCUGGAAAAGCUUGUUAAUGAAGUUAUGGCUUUACCAGAUGAUUUGAAGUCAAAACUCAGUCUAGAUGAGGAUUUGGUGUUCAGCCCCAAAGAUGCUCUUUUGCCAGCUUCUGCUGAUAGGGUUGCAAUGAGAAACAAGAAUCUCAAAAGCGGUAUGGCACAUUCAUAUUCAAGUCAAAGGGACAAGAACUUAUCCAGUCUUGCUGGACUUGCUGCAAAUAACCGGGGGUAUAGUGAGAGAAACCGGGAGUCGAAGGCAUUACUAGCAAACCAGGGAAUUCUCACUCAACUUUCAGAACAGAUUUCCUCACUAAAUGAUAGAAUGGACGAGUUCACCACCCGUAUUGAAGAGCUAAAUUCCAAAUUAAACAUUAACGAAAACUCUUCCGGCCAACAAAAACUGGGUCUCCAGCCUGAAGCGUGCAAUGGAUAUGCUUCUUCCAUGUCUUACUUCACCUCUGGUUUAAGCAAUGGCUCCUUGACUGGAUCCAAAAUGCACAAUUCCUCAUCUUCCUCUCAGUUGGCUAAGGAGUCACAAUUAAUGGAAGAGAUAUCUGGCAUUGUGCGGGGACAACGGCAAGUGAUGCACCAGUUAGAUACUUUAAGCAAUCUACUUCGAGAGAGUUUAGGACAGAGAUCUGAGCAAGUAAGAAGGGGCAGGAGAAGCAUGAUUCCUGAUAUUGAAAUUACGAAAAUUGCUGUUAUUUUGUCUGUUGGUGUUUUGGGAUUCAGCAUGUUGAGAAGGAUUUUCUAGUUGAAAAUAGGUUUGAUGCAGUGGAUUCACAUUUUUGUUCCUAGCUUGAGAAUUCUUUUCUUGUUUAAUAGUCCCAGUAAGUGAUCUGUGUUGCUUGCAGCCCUGCUGCUCGGCUAUAUGUCAAAUGAAAAUUUUAACCGAUCACUGUGAAAAUUUUCUUUCAAGUGUUGGGAGGCAACUAAGUGCCUUCCUCUUUUUUUC